AUGGCCGUUUAUGAAGUAGUGUUGCACUACUUACCGGAGGAAGUGAUAGAGGUAGUGUUGGGUUACUUGACGUCGAACCAGGACCGGAAUGCAGCGUCACUUGUGUGCAAGUCCUGGUACAAUGCAGAAAGAUUGAGCCGAAGAAAAGGUAGCUUUAGGUUAUUUCUGUUUAGUUAUGUCAACCUCUUACCUUGUGUUCAGGAAUAUGAGCUGCUAAGAUUCCCUGUUAUGUUGCGAAAUUUGUUUCUGAUGCAGGUCGUUAAGAGAGUUGGACUUUCAAAAAACAUUUUUUCAAGGGCUGUUCUGUUUGCCGGAGAGCUGAAUCACCCUUGUCUCAUUGAAUUUAUCUUGCUUUUCUGGAAGAAUAAACUUCGCAGGAUAUUAGUUAAAGCUCCUCAGUUGGUGGACUUGGGGAUGGGGUACCUUAUCGGUACUGGUCCACUUUUAGAUAUUUGUAAUGCACUAUAUGGUGCUCUAGGCAAGUGUACUUCGAUUAGGAGCUUGUCUUUGGGGAUCAUCGAUUUGGGUAGUCGCUUACUGCCUGCUGUCUAUCCAAUCUGCCACAACUUGACAUCCUUGAAACUCAGCCCUUGUUUAAUCUCUGCUGAUUUUAACAGACUGAUUCGUCGAUGCAUCAAGUUAGAGUGCCUAUGGAUGAAGAGUUCUGUGUUUUGGCUUCUAACUUGUAAAGAGCUGCAGGAAUUAAGGAUUAUUGACAGUCCAGUUCGUCGUAAUCUUCAUAUUACUGAACAAGGGUUGGUUGCUCUUUGGGAAUGCAUAGGCAAAAGAGUUGAAGAUGUGAUGGCUAUGCAGCCUCUUGACGAAGGUUUUGGGGCAAUUGUACGGUUAUGCAAAGGCCUUAAGCGGCUGAGACUCUGUGGGCGUUUAACUGAUCAAGUAUUCCUUUACAUGGGGAAGUAUGCUAAGCAUCUUGAGGUGCUCACUGUAAACUUGAUAAAGGUCACUACGUUGGGGCCUAGAAACAGAACCUUUUUGGAUUUUCAAGUACCCCACUUUGCUGGAGACAGCGAAAAGGGAAUUCUCUAUGUGUUGAAUGGGUGCAAGAAACUGAAAGAACUUGAUAUCAGGAAUAGCAGCUUUGGUAACGCGACACUCCUGGAGGACGUAAGGAAGUAUGAAUGGAUGCAAUGCCUUUAUAUAGAGAAUUGUCAAAUGAACUUUGGAGCAUGCAAGCAACUGGCACAUGAGAUGCCUAGCCUCAAUGUGGAGAUCAUUCGCAAGAAGACCAUGAGGCCACCAGGGAACAAUACGGUGAUCAUUAACCCUGGUGAUAACGAUAAAAUAAACAAGAUGUACUUGUAUCGUACGCUUGUUGUCCCCAGAAAAGAUGCACCUGAUUAUGUUCUGACGUUGUAG
Capsicum annuum is the source of this 1377-nucleotide messenger RNA. RefSeq names its product protein AUXIN SIGNALING F-BOX 2-like. The record is from RefSeq and is a predicted model, not a curated record. Bases 1 to 1377 code for a protein of 458 amino acids. Gene Ontology annotation, cellular component: SCF ubiquitin ligase complex. Gene Ontology annotation, molecular function: protein binding. The transcript has 5 exons. NCBI's taxonomy places the organism in Eukaryota, Viridiplantae, Streptophyta, Magnoliopsida, Solanales, Solanaceae. Gene Ontology annotation, biological process: SCF-dependent proteasomal ubiquitin-dependent protein catabolic process.